AUGCAGUUGGAAAACUCCUCCUCAAGGGGUGGUUCCACUAUUGUCCUCGAGCUACCUCCAAAGUCCUAUUCGAAUACAGUGUCGGAAGGAACGCGAUUGGCCUUGGAAGACACUACCGCCGCUGCCUUGCCGCCUCCUGCCACUUCAACGCCUCAAUUACAGAAAUGGAACUCGCCUCGGAUCAACAUCUACCGCUGUUUCGCAACCUUCUAUUCCUUCGUCAUCCUGGGAGCCAACGACGCAGCGUACGGAGCUCUCAUCCCUUACCUCGAAACUUGGUAUAAAGUCAACUAUACUAUAAUCUCUUUGGUCUUUCUCAGUCCUGUUGUGGGUUAUGUUCUGUCAGCAAUAUUAAACAACCACCUCCACACGGUGUAUGGACAGAGAGGGAUUGCUGUGAUCAUGAGCCUCUCACACCUGCUCGCCUAUACCGCCAUCUGUCUACAUCCACCUUAUGCUGUUUUGGUGGUGGUAUUCAUCCUCGCUGGAUUCGGAAACGGUCUGGGAGACAGUGCAUGGAAUGCCUGGAUCGGCGACAUGGCUAACGCAAAUGAAGUGCUUGGUUUCCUUCAUGGCUUUUAUGGUCUGGGUGCCACCAUCUCACCUCUCGUAGCGACCACAUUGGUCACUAAAGCCGGCUGGCACUGGUAUGAAUUCUAUUAUAUCCUUGUUGGGGCCGCAGCGCUGGAAGUGGUGGUGCUCGUUGGUACUUUCUGGAAGGCGGAUGCUCGAGCUUACAAUGAGGCAAACCCCCGGACCACCCAGAUCGAAACUUCAGAGGGACGUGAUGGCCAGCAAGCCAAGAAGGCUCGGGGUAUCAUGUCCAAAAUGAAUCCCUUCAGCAAAGUUUCAAGGGGCAAAAGUAAGACUGCCGAAGCGGUCGGCAACAAAGUCACGUUGCUCGCCUCGUUCUUCCUUCUGAUCUAUGUGGGCGCCGAAGUGAGUAUUGGAGGAUGGAUCGUCACCUUCAUGCUGCGGGUCAGGCACGGAUCGGCUUUCGCUUCCGGACUGAUAUCGACAGGAUUCUGGCUGGGAGUGACUGUUGGCAGACUGGUGCUCGGCUUCGUCACGGCCCGAGUGUUCAGAUCGGAGAAACAGGCGGUGGCGGCCUACCUUGCCUGCAGCGUGGCUUUGCAGUUGAUGUUCUGGCUCAUUCCCAACUUCGUUGUUAGUGCGGUGAUGGUGGGAUUCCUGGGCUUCUUCCUUGGGCCAAUGUUUCCAGCAGCCGUGGUGGUACUUACCAAGUUGCUGCCUAAGAAGCUGCACGUUGCCGCUGUGGGAUUCGCAGCUGCAUUCGGUUCCAGUGGUGCCUGCAUUCUCCCAUUUGCCGUGGGAGCCAUCGCUAGUGCGAAGGGCGUCAAGGUUCUCCAACCCAUCGUUCUGGCCGCAUUGGUAGGCUGCUUCCUGGUCUGGUUAAUGAUUCCCAAAUUGCCCAAGCAGAGGAUGGCAUGA
This is a messenger RNA of Capronia coronata CBS 617.96, 1452 nucleotides long. RefSeq lists its product as uncharacterized. The record is from RefSeq and is a predicted model, not a curated record. Gene Ontology annotation, biological process: transmembrane transport. Gene Ontology annotation, cellular component: membrane. Gene Ontology annotation, molecular function: transmembrane transporter activity. The transcript is spliced from 3 exons. Lineage: Eukaryota; Fungi; Ascomycota; Eurotiomycetes; Chaetothyriales; Herpotrichiellaceae. The coding region runs from base 1 to 1452 and encodes 483 amino acids.